Messenger RNA from Lolium perenne, 1802 nucleotides. Its product is annotated as protein FAR1-RELATED SEQUENCE 5-like. The record is from RefSeq and is a predicted model, not a curated record. Lineage: Eukaryota; Viridiplantae; Streptophyta; Magnoliopsida; Poales; Poaceae.
UUCUGCCCCAGCACAUGCGUGACGCCACCCACCCACCCCCAGACCUUCUUCUUCCACAAGAAAGAAACAAAUCGAGUGCCUCAAACACAAACGGAGGAACGAACAGACAAAAAGGAGAUCCAACUGGGGGAGGAAGAACAUGGAGGAAGGAGAAGAAGAAGAACAAGGAAGAUCCCUCGGCUGGAAUGUUGACCUUGCCAACAAGCUGAAAACAACAAAUCUCCAGGAUAAAAGUGAUGUACUCUGGCAUGAACAACAUGGAAUAACAGAUGCUUGUAACGAUGAGAGCAUGCUCCUAGAGGCUGGGUUCACUUUCACAGAACUACUGGAAGGAAAAUUUGACAAGUUCUACACACCUGACCCUGCAAAUAAAAAGGAUGAUAACUUAUCUGGUGGAGGCAGUUGCAGUGAACCAUAUUUUGAGAAUUUGAGAAACACGGGCUCUGGAACUUCCCAUUCUUUUGCUAUUGAAAAUGAUAAAUACACCAACUCAGAUACCAUGUGUGAUGACGAUCCAUGGGGCAAAAAUUUAUUUGAGGACAUGGACCUUGACGAGGUUGUGGAUCCACACAUAUCUUCCACAGGUCCAGCUAAUGAUCAUAUCAAGAAAUUCAACACUGGUUCAGUUGAAAGUUCAAGCAGCAAGUCAGCAGUUGAUACUGAACAAAGCGACAUACAAGCGGAAGAUGAUCAGAAGAAAUUGUCUGAAGAGGACAUUGAAAAAUUUCUAGAGAAUGAUAAUGCAGAAGGACGCAAUGAAAAUGCUGAUUUAGUGUUGGAAAGUUUGAAACCUGAGGUAGGAAUGAGAUUCAAAACAAGAGAAGACGCCCAAAAUUUCUUCAACACAUAUUCGUUUGCGGCUGGUUUCUCAGUUGCUAUAGUAGGUGCUUACCGAACUACAAGCAAGAAAAGGCAGAAUGAAAUAGUCAGGGUCACGAUGAAAUGCAACAAAUCCGGGCAUACUACUGAAGUAGAAAAGGACCAAAUGGUUGCACAAAGACAAAGCACAGUCAUAACUAAAGCAGACUGCAAAACUGAGAUGGUUAUCAGUGAGAAAGAUGGGAUUUGGAGCAUCAAAACUUUGUGUCUUGAACAUAAUCACACCCUAGACCCCCAUAGCAGAUUCUUUAGAUCUCAUGCCUACAUGACAACAGAAGAGAAGGCAAUGAUAAGAUCACUGAAACAAAGCAACAUACCAACCAGGCAGAUUGUUUCAGUUUUGGGACAUCUCAGAGGAGGAUCAGAUCAGCUACCUUACAACAAGAAGAAAGUAAGUAAUUACAGCACAAGCAUAAACAUAGAGCUGAAAAACAGUGACAUGAUGGAGGUGCUAUCAUUCUUCAGCAAGAAACAAACAGAGGACCCAAGAUUCUACUCUUCGUUUGACAUAGACAGUGAGAACAAAGUGAAAAGUGUGUUCUGGGCAGAUGCUAGAGCAAGAUCAUUCUAUGAGGUGUGUGGAGAUUGUAUUAGCUUUGAUACCACAUUCCUAACAAACAAAUACAAUCUGCCAUUUGCUCCCAUAGUAGGCGUCUCCCCACAUGGUCAUACUUAUCUGUUUGCUUGUGCUCUAAUCGGUCGGGGUGCGCGUUCGGUCAUGACCGAAAAUUCGGUCUUUGUAUUUCGGUCUAUUUUGAAUUCGGUCCUCUAGAAAUAAAGACCGAAAAUUACUUGUCAAUUUUACUACCCGACAAAUUCGGGUAUCCGAUAAUUCGGGUUCGGUUUCGGUCAUGACCGAACUUUGUGAUAGUUGUUGCCAACACAAAACUUGGAGAGUAUUUGGUAAAAGUUCUGGGGCAAAA